UCAGAAGCCACUAACUAGGACCUUCGACCACUCUUCAAGCCGCUCCCAGCAGCACCAACAUUUGCCAUGAAAGUUCCAGUCUCUUCCCUCCUUGUGUUCCUGCUACUAAUGCUGACGGCCAUGGUCUCUAGCAGCACAAAUCCAGGGGUCGCCAGAGGCCACAGGGAACAAAGCCAGACUUCUGGAAGGUGGCUCCAGCAAGGCAGCCAAGAAUGUGAGUGCAAAGAUUGGUUCCUGAGAACCCCUAAAAGAAAACUCAUGACAGUGCCUGGGCUGCCAAAGAAGCAGUGUCCCUGUGAUCGUUUCAAAGUCAAAGUGAAGAAAACCAGACAACAAAGGCACCACAGGAAGGCAAACAAGCACUCCAGAGCCUGCCAGCAAUUUCUCAAACGAUGUCAGCUAGCAAGCUUUGCUCUGCCUUUAUAGUUCUCAGAGCCCACUCUUCCA
Otolemur garnettii (small-eared galago) is the source of this 447-nucleotide messenger RNA. It is a transcript of the gene CXCL17, whose product is annotated as C-X-C motif chemokine ligand 17. Lineage: Eukaryota; Metazoa; Chordata; Mammalia; Primates; Galagidae. Gene Ontology annotation, biological process: positive regulation of macrophage chemotaxis; negative regulation of inflammatory response; positive regulation of vascular endothelial growth factor production. The record is from RefSeq and is a predicted model, not a curated record. The transcript is spliced from 4 exons. The coding region runs from base 67 to 426 and encodes 119 amino acids.